Molecule: messenger RNA, 1239 nt
Organism: Peronospora matthiolae
Lineage: Eukaryota; Oomycota; Peronosporomycetes; Peronosporales; Peronosporaceae
Source: the annotation of a GenBank genome assembly
AUGGUGCAUGUAAGCGCCUGUGCGCUGAGUCCAGCCAGGGUGACUGCCAGUUCAAUGGUACGUGCGAGUCAAAAGAAGUCGUCGCGGUCAAGACGAAGCGGAAACCCUUCGGCUGCCGCUCUGGUGCGUCGUAUGGCGAAUCAGAUUCCAGAGGAGAUUACAAAGAACACAGAGCUGACCAAGGCGAUCGAGCAGCUGCCGUGGAAUUAUAACUUUGAGAUCCACAAAACAGUGUGGCGGAUUCGUCAAGCUGGGAGCAAGCGUGUGGCGCUGCAGUUCCCCGAAGGCCUGCUGCUUUACGCUUGCGUCAUCUCCGACAUUGUCGAGCGGUUUACAGGAGCUGACAGCAUUAUUCUCGGCGACGUUACAUACGGUGCUUGUUGCGUGGAUGACCUCAGCGCGCUCGCGCUAGGGGCAGACUUCAUGGUGCACUAUGGCCAUAGUUGUCUCGUGCCUAUUGACGUCACGUCGAUCAAAAUGCUUUACGUGUUCGUGGAUAUUGCUAUUGACGUUGAUCAUCUCGUCGACUGCAUGAAGCUGACUUUCGCCGCGGACACCAAGCUUGCGUUGAUGGGAACGAUCCAGUUCAGCAGUUCCAUUCAUCUCAUUGCUUCAAGGCUUCGAGACUACUUUACAAGUAUGGUUGUGCCUCAGGUCAAGCCACUAUCCCCUGGCGAGGUGCUGGGCUGCACUUCCCCCGUCAUCGAGGGAGCUGAUGCUCUCGUAUUUAUCGCCGAUGGCCGCUUUCACCUCGAGUCGGCCAUGAUCAUGAACCCGAGCCUGAAAGCGUACCGCUAUGACCCCUACCCGAAACUGCUUACGCUCGAGAAGUACGAUCUCCCGCAGAUGAUGACAAUUCGUCGAGCUGCUAUUGAUGAAGCCAGGGGGGCGAAGAAUUUUGGGGUUGUGCUCGGGACUCUUGGGCGUCAGGGUAAUCCGUUGAUUCUCGACCACGUGAAGCAGUUGCUUGAACAAAGCGGAAAGACGUAUUUCGUGCUUCUUCUGUCCGAGCUCUUUCCCGACAAGCUUGCACAGUUCAAAGACGUUGAUGCGUGGAUCCAGAUUGCGUGUCCGCGACUUUCGAUUGAUUGGGGCUACGCGUUUCCGAAGCCACUACUUACUGCUUACGAAGCAGAAGUGUGUUUUGAGCGAACUCGGUGGAGAGAAGGUUCAUAUCCGAUGGACUUCUACGCCAAGGGUAGUGGUCCGUGGACAAACUAUCACGAUCGCAAGAAGUGA